Condylura cristata (star-nosed mole) is the source of this 1068-nucleotide messenger RNA. Its product is annotated as carbonyl reductase [NADPH] 3. Lineage: Eukaryota; Metazoa; Chordata; Mammalia; Eulipotyphla; Talpidae. Bases 1 to 1068 code for a protein of 355 amino acids. The transcript has 5 exons. The record is from RefSeq and is a predicted model, not a curated record. Gene Ontology annotation, molecular function: carbonyl reductase (NADPH) activity.
AUGGCGAUGGUGCGCAGCAUGGCUCCGUUGGCAGGGGAACCUCCCAAGGAGGCCCUGAGCGAGGGAAUGUGCUGGUUUCAGUGCAUCUCCCCUCCUGGAGACACCUACAGCGUCCCCAUCACCCGCGUGGCGCUGGUGACCGGCGCCAACAAGGGCAUCGGCUUCGCCAUCGCGCGCGACCUGUGCCGCCAGUUCUCGGGGGACGUGGUGCUCACGGCGCGGGACGCGGCGCGGGGCCGGGCGGCCGUGCAGCGGCUGCAGGCCGAGGGCCUGAGCCCGCGCUUCCACCAGCUGGACAUCGACGACCCGCAGAGCGUGCGCGCGGUGCGCGACUUCCUGCGCCAGGAGUACGGGGGGCUGAACGUGCUGGUCAACAACGCGGGCAUCGCCUUCAAGUUCGAUGACCCAACGCCUUUUGACAUUCAGGCUGAGCUGACGUUGAAGACAAACUUUUUUGCCACGAGAAAUAUCCUCACCGAGUUACUGCCAAUAAUGAAACCCCACGGCAGAGUUGUGAAUAUCAGCAGUUCUCAGGGGUCAAAAGCUCUUGAAAACUGCAGUGAAGAGCUGCAGGAGAAAUUCCGCGCCGAGACCCUCACCGAGGAGGACCUGGUGGACCUUAUGAAGAAGUUUGUGGAGGAUGCCAGAAAUGAAGUGCAUGAGAGGGAAGGCUGGCCCAGCUCAGCUUACGGGGUGUCCAAGUUGGGGGUCACCGUGUUGUCGAGAAUCCUGGCCCGGCGUCUGGAUGAGAAGAGAACAGCGGACCGGAUUCUGCUGAAUGCCUGCUGCCCCGGGUGGGUGAAGACGGACAUGGCCGGGCCUUAUGGGGAAAGGACAGCGGAGGAGGGGGCCGAGACCCCCGUGUACCUGGCUCUCCUGCCUCCAGAUGCCACCGAGCCGCAGGGCCAGCUAGUGUGUGACAAACUCUUUGAGGCAGCUGUAAUGUCAGCUCGGAAGGAGGAGACGCCCCGGCGGAGGCUGAUCCACGUCGCAAGAGGACCCCAGGGGAGCCGGGGAUGGGUGGGGAACCCGCUGGCCGAGCAAAGGCCCCAGUGCGCUGUGCCGUAA